Messenger RNA from Paramuricea clavata, 384 nucleotides. The record is from the annotation of a GenBank genome assembly. NCBI's taxonomy places the organism in Eukaryota, Metazoa, Cnidaria, Anthozoa, Malacalcyonacea, Plexauridae.
AUGGGAAGGGACGCAGGAAUCGUAUGUGCACCUGACUACUACGAAAACCCUAAGGGUAUAUACGUUCUGGUCGAACUACCAUACGACAUUGGGAUAAACAACUGUCAGUUAGAAAGUCCGGAAGACACAGUACAGCUCGGGGAAAUUACGGAAUUCGUAGACGACUGGACCAAGGAAAGCGUAGCCCUAUCGGAUUUUCAGGAAUGGCAGCUACAAUAUAAGGCUGCAUGGGAACACUAUACGGAAGAGGAAAAAAAAGCGAAAAGGGAGGAAGACGACAACAAUUGGUUCAUGGACAUGGAGCAUCUCGAAGAAAACGGUCCGGAUGUAGACACACCCAUAAGGAUCGGCAUGAAGAACGUUCUGCUUGCCAAAGAAGCAUGA